UUAUACAAAAAGCCUUAAAUAAUGAUUGAAUUGUCUUCACUUAAUGGUACCCAUGGAAAGAAGAAAUUUGACGGGUACGAUCAGGAGACGUUUGACAUAUUCCGUCAAUAUGAGGUAUAAGCCAAUAUAUUAAUUAAUCAGUAUAUGCAUAUUGUUGUUUUAAGUUCGUAGUAAUUUUCAGUACUUUCAAUGUACGAAAUUAAGAUUUAAAAAGGGAACUCCAGCUAACAGAGUGCAUACAGGCAUCUGCAAUGUCAAAUUAUUAAUGUUACUAGAGUAUAAACUACUGUAUAGAUGGAAAAGAACCAUUUAAUACCGUUCCGUAGAUCAAAGUUUUCAUUACUGGUAACAAACGCCAAGAUUUUACCAGAGGCAAGUCCUAAUUAUUUUCAAAACAAAACAGGGAUGCCCUUAGCAGCAACUAGAUCUGUCAUUUCAAAUGUAUUGUCAAAUGUGUCACUCCGAAAGCAGUUUUCUCAUGUAGGAUUACGCCAUUACUCAAACCCGUUUAUUCACCAGUGAUGCCAGAUGCGUCUGCUUUGAUGCCCGCUGCAAAACACUUAUCUCUGAUGUUGCCAACACAAGUGCUGGCAUGUUCAGCUAAACUAGAGGUUUCACUUGUAGAUACAUCAAUGGUACAGCAGUCCCGAGCAUACAUAUCUGUACACAGGGCAAGUUUUGCAUUUUUGGUGUUAGCAACGGCAGGUCAGAUAUCCUUCGUGGCACCAGAGUUGAUAUCUGUGGUUUUGGAUACAGAGAAUGCACAUGAGGCAACGGCUAGAGCAAUGCCGCUUAUGCGAAAUGUAGCGACAGAAUUCCCAGUGAAGGAGUCCAAGAUUUCACAAAUGAAAAUAUCUAUGUCACAAAUGAUGAAAGGGUUUCUGAUGCUUAUAUCCAAAGCUAGACAGGCAUCCGCAUUCGAGACUUUCCCGAAGUUCAUUAUUAGCAUGGUACUGGAAUCGACAGUGUCACCAGUUAUGACAUCAGAACUGGCGUCUGCAGAUGGACAGAUUCUUCCGUCUGCAGUGUUGUUACUGAUGCUAGAGCCAGUUGCAACGAAGUUUCCAGCGAAAGCAAUGGUCACGCCAGAGACAACAUCAAUGAGAAUUGAUUUAGCAACACUGAUCACCACAGCUAGUGCAAUGUUUGCAUCCAAAGAUUUGCAAACAUCAAUAAUGUCGCCAGGACUGAUGUCUGCAGCCAUACCUUCUAAAGUCUCAGCAACUACAGCAGUACCCUCUCUGAAGAUGUGUGCCACCAGAACAGAUACCACAUGCACUUUAUCGCAAUUGUGGUUAGAAUCGCUGGUGUCCCCAACAAGGAAAUGUCUGUCAUAUGUAGAAGUAGCAUCAAGAUUGGAUGUUUCGCUACAGUCAAGAAUGGACGUGUCGCUACCGACAGGAAUGGACGUGUCGCUACCGUCAAGAAUGGACAUGUCGCUACCGUCAAGAAUAGAUGUGUUGCCGGCUUUAUCUUCGACUUGCCCUUUGGUUUUAUACAAAAAGCCUUAAAUAAUGAUUGAAUUGUCUUCACUUAAUGGUACCCAUGGAAAGAAGAAAUUUGACGGGUACGAUCAGGAGACGUUUGACAUAUUCCGUCAAAAUGAGGUAUAAGCCAAUAUGUUAAUUAAUCAGUACAUGCAUAUUGUUGUUUCAAGUUCGUAGUAAUUUUCAGUACUUUCAAUUAACGAAAUUAAGAUUUUAAAAGGGAACUCCAGCUAACAGAGUGCAUACAGGCAUGUGCAAUAUCAAAUUAUUAAUGUUACUAGAGUAUAAACUACUGUAUAGGUGGAAAAGAACCUUUUAAUACCGUUCUGUAGAUCAAAGUUUUCAUUUCUGGUAACAAACGCCAAGAUUUUACCAGAGGCAAGUCCUUAUUAUUUUCAAAACACAACAGGGAUGCCAUUAGCAGCAACUAGAUCUGCCAUUUCAAAUGUAUUGUCAAAUGUGGUCACUCCGAAAACAGUUUUCUCAUGUAGAUUACGCUAUUACUCAAACCCGUUUACUCACCAGUGAUGCCAGAUGCAUCUGCUUUGAUGCCCGCUGUAAAACACUUAUCUCUGGUGUUGCCAACACAAGUGCUGGCAUGUUCAGCUAAACUAGAGGUUUCAUUUGUAGAUACAUCAAUGGUACAGCAAUCCCGAGCAUACAUAUCUGCACAUAGGGCAAGUUUUGCAUUUUUGAUGUUAGCAACGGCAGGUCUGAUAUCCUUGGUGGCACCAGAGUUGAUAUCUGUGGUUUUGGAUACAGUGAAUGCACAUAAGGCAACGGCUAGAGCAAUGUCGCUUAUGCGAAAUGUAGCGACAGAAUUCCCAGUGAAGGAGUCCAAGAUUUCACAAAUGACAAUAUCUAUGUCACAAAUGAUGAAAGGGUUUCUGAUGCUUAUAUCCAAAGCUAGACAGGCAUCCGCAUUCAAGACUUUGCCGAAGUUCAUUAUCAGCAUGGUACUGGAUUCGACAGUGUCACCAGUUAUGACAUCAGAACUGGCGUCUGCAGAUGGACAGAUUCUUCCGUCUGCAGUGUUGUUACUGAUGGCAGAGCCAGUUGCAACGAAGCUUCCAGCGAAAGCAAUGGUCACGCCAGCGACAACAUCAAUGAGAAUUAAUUUAGCAACACUGAUCACCACAGGUAGCGCAAUGUUUGCAUCCAAUGAUUUGCAAACAUCAAUAAUGUCGCCAGGACUGAUGUGUGCAGUCAUACCUUCUAAAGUCUCAGCAACUACAGCAGUGCCCUCUCUGAAGAUGCGUGCCACCAGAACAGAUACCACAUGCACUUUAUCGCAAUUGUGGUUAGAAUCGCUGGUGUCGCCAACAAGGAAAUGUCUGUCAUAUGUAGAAGUAGCGCCAAGAGUGGAUGUUUCGCUACAGUCAAGAAUGGACGUGUCGCUACCGACAGGAAUGGACGUGUCGCUACCGUCAACAAUGGACGUGUCGCUACCGUCAACAAUGGACGUGUCUCUUUCAUCUUCGACUUGCCCUGUGGUUUUAUACAAAAAGCCUCAAGUAAUGAUUGAAUUGUCUUCACCCAAGCACCAUACAGAUACUAAACCUGACAUCUACCAAGCUUCUGAGAUGCAAACUGGUACACAUGGAAAGAAGAAAUUUGACGGGUACGAUCAGGAGACGUUUGACAUAUUCCGUCAAAAUGAGGUAUAAGCCAAUAUGUUAAUUAAUCAGUACAUGCAUAUUGUUGUUUUAAGUUCGUAGUAAUUAUCAGUACUUUCAAUUAACGAAAUUAAGAUUUUAAUAGGGAACUCCAGCUAACAGAGUGCAUACAGGCAUGUGCAAUAUCAAAUUAUUAAUGUUACUAGAGUAUAAACUACUGUGUAGAUGGAAAAGAACCAUUUAAUACCGUUCCGUAGAUCAAAGUUUUCAUUACUGGUAACAAACGCCAAGAUUUUACCAGCGGCAAGUCCUUAUUAUUUUCAAAACAAAACAGGGAUGCCCUUAGCAGCAACUAGAUCUGCCAUUUCAAAUGUAUUGUCAAAUGUGUCACUCCGAAAGCAGUUUUCUCAUGUAGGAUUACGCCAUUACUCAAACCCGUUUACUCUCCAGUGAUGCCAGAUGCGUCUGCUUUGAUGCCCGCUGCAAAACACUUAUCUCUGGUGUUGCCAAUACAAGUGCUGGCAUGUUCAGCUAAACUAGAGGUUUCAUUUGUAGAUACAUCAAUGGUACAGCAAUCCCGAGCAUACAUAUCCACACAUAGGGCAAGUUUUGCAUUUAUGGUGUUAGCAACGGCAGGUCUGAUAUCCUUGGUGGCACCAGAGUUGAUAUCUGGUUUUGGAUACAGCGAAUGAACAUGAGGCAACGGCUACAGCAAUGUCGCUUAUGCUAAAUGUAGCGACAAAAUUCCCAGUGAAGGAGUCCAAGAUUUCACAGAUGACAACAGUUAUGUCACAAAUGAUGAAAGGGUUUCUGAUGCUUAUAUCCAAAGCUAGACAGACAUCGGCAUUCGAGACUUUCCCGAAGUUCAUUAUUAGCAUGGUACUGGAAUCGACAGUGUCACCAGUUAUGACAUCAGAACUGGCGUCUGCAGAUGGACAGAUUCUUCCGUCUGUAGUGUUGUUACUGAUGGUAGAGCCAGAUGCAACGAAGUUUGCAGCGACAGAAAUGGUCACGCCAGCGACACCAUCAAUGUGAAUUGAUUUGGCAACACUGAUCACCACAACUAGGGCAAUGUUUGCAUCCAAAGAUUUGCAAACAUCAAUAGUGUCGCCAGGACUGAUGUCUGCAGCCAUACCUUCUAAAGUCUCAGCAACUACAGCAGUGCCCUCUCUGAAGAUGUGUGCCACCAGAACAGAUACCACAUGCACUUUAUCGCAAUUGUGGUUAGAAUCGCUGGUGUCCCCAACAAGGAAAUGUCUGUCAUAUGUAGAAGUAGCGUCAAGAUUGGAUGUUUCGCUACAGUCAAGAAUGGACGUGUCGCUACCGUCAGGAAUGGACGUGUCGCUACCGUCAACAAUGGACAUGUCGCUACCGUCAAGAAUAGAUGUGUUACCGGCUUUAUCUUCGACUUGCCCUUUAGUUUGAUACAAAAUUUAUUUAUUUAUCUAUUUGGGUUUUACGGCGCACCAACACAGUAUACAAAAAAGCCUUAAGUAAUGAUUGAAUUGUCUCCACUCAAGCACCAUACAUAUACUAAACAUGACAUCCGUCAAGCUUCUGAGAUGAAAAUUGCUACCCAUGGAAAGAAGAAAUUAGACGGGUAUUAAUUAAUCAGUACAUGCAUAUUGUUGUUUUAAGUUCGUAGUAAUUUUCAGUACUUUCAAUUAACGAAAUUAAGAUCUUAAAAGGGAACUCCAGCUAACAGAGUGCAUACAGGCAUGUGCAAUAUCAAAUUAUUAAUGUUACUAGAGUAUAAACUACUGUAUAGGUGGAAAAGAACCCUUUAAUACCGUUCCGUAGAUCAAAGUUUUCAUUGCUGGUAACAAACGCCAAGAUUUUACCAGAGGCAAGUCCUUAUUAUUUUUAAAACAAAACAGGGAUGCCAUUAGCAGCAACUAGAUCUGCCAUUUCAAAUGUAUUGUCAAAUGUGGUCACUCCGAAAGCAGUUUUCUCAUGUAGUAUUACGCCAUUACUCAAACCCGUUUAUUCACCAGUGAUGCCAGAUGCGUCUGCUUUGAUGCCCGCUGCAAAACACUUAUCACUGAUGUUGCCAAUACAAGUGCUGGCAUGUUCAGCUAAACUAGAGGUUUCAUUUGUAGAUACAUCAAUGGUACAGCAAUCCCAAGCAUACAUAUCUGCACAUAGGGCAAGCUUUGCAUCUUUGGUGUUAGCAACGGCAUGUCAGAUAUCCUUGGUGGCACCGGAGUUGAUAUCUGUGGUUUUGGAUACAGUGAAUGCACAUGUGGCAACGGCUAGAGCAAUGUCGCUUAUACUAAAUGUAGCGACAGAAUUCUCAGUGAAGGAGUCCAAGAAUUCAAAAUGACAAUAUCUAUGUAACAAAUGAUGAAAGGGUUUCUGAUGCUUAUAUCCAAAGCUAGACAGGCAUCUGUAUUCGAGACUUUCCCGAAGUUCAUUAUUAGCAUGGUACUGGAAUCGGCAGUGUCACCAGUUAUGACAUCAGAACUGGCGUCUGCAGAUGGACAGAUUCUUCGGUCUGCAGUGUUGUUACCGAUGGUAGAGCCUGUUGUAACGCACUUUGCAGCGACAGAAAUGGUCACGCCAGUGACAACAUCAAUGAGAAUUGAUUUAGCAACACUUAUAAUCACUGCUAUCGCAAUGUUUGCAUCCAAAGAACUGCAAACAUCAAUAAUGUCGCCAGGAGUGAUGUCUGCAGUCAUACCUUCUAAAGUCUCAGCAAAUUUAGCAGUGCCCUCUCUGAUGAUGUGUGCCAUCAGAACAGAUACCACAUGCACUAUAUCACAACUGUGGUUAGAAUCACUGGUGUCCCCAACAAGGAAAUGUCUGCCAUAUGUAGAAGUAGCGUCAAGAAUGGACGUGUCGAUACCGUCAGGAAUGGACGUGUUGCUACCGUCAACAAUGGACGUGUCGCUUUUAUCUUCGACUUGCCCUUUGGUUUUUUACAAAAAGCCUCAAGUAAUGAUUGAAUUGUCUUCACUCAAGCACCAUAUAGAUACUAAACCUGACAUCCGCCAAACUUCUGAGAUGAAGACUGGUACCCAUGGAAAGAAGAAAUUUGACGGGAACGAUCAGGAGACUUUGACAUAUUCCGUCAAAAUGAGGUAUAAGCCAAUAUGUUAAUUAAUCAGUACAUGCAUAUUGUUGUUUUAAGUUCGUAGUAAUUUUCAGUACUUUCAAUUAACGAAAUUAAGAUUUUAAAAGGGAACUCCAGCUAACAGUGUGCAUACAGGCAUGUGCAAUAUCAAAUUAUUAAUGUUACUAGAGUAUAAACUACUGUACAGGUGGAAAAGUUCGCGAUGUGGAAAUGUUCGCGUAUUCGCUAAAAUAUCAACCAGCGUAAAUUUCCACGUUCGCCAAGACAUGCCAUUAUAAUUAAGUAAAUAUAAACAAGUUUAGCUUUUAUUAGCCUUUACACUUCAGUUUUCGGUGAUUCUCGAAUAUUUCCGCUCACAAAACGUCUGGAAUCGGCAAUUCGCGAACUUUUUCAUAUCAACUUAGGCGAAAACACUCGGAUAUUAAAAUUUAUUAUUCGGACAUAUUUACAAUUUCUAUUUGUGACACUCUUUGAGUAUUUCACAUUUUUAUUUAGAGUAUUUGACAUUUUAGCUGUGUGUUCUGUCUAGUCUAUUCAGUAAAGCAAUUUAGUAUUUUAACAACAGAAAGUUCGAACAAGGAGAUGAUACAGAUAUAUCUGUUUUGUAUAGACACAGGAAUUGGCAGAGAGAUCUGGAUAUUACAUGAAGGACUCUCGCUUUGUAUGAAGCUUAUUUCUGAGACAUGUGCACUAUACAGAAACCUUAAGAACGAGUCUCAUCAGGGGGUUCUGACGAAAUAUUGUACAGAAGAGUAAGUUCUCAAAGAACUUAUUAAAUAUUUUGCAAGAGAUCAGAGACAACGCAGACACCAUUCAAUAUCCAGAACAACCUACGGACAGACUGCAAGAGAUUAGUAACUUACGUGAUUCAUCUAUGAAGGACAACGCUGAUUGUAACUUGGAGCUGCAGUAAAACGUGUAGUGGUGAAGAGACUUCCCCUAGAUACUAUCCAGUGAUAGAUGGUUCGCCCCGUUGUCAGGGUAACUCCAAGAGAUAGCCCUUCGAAGGCUAUAGUUUUCAAACAUACAGAAUCAUGCGUGAUUCAGAGGUAAUUAAGGGCUUGAUUUUGGUUUUGGGCUAGAAUGCUAGCAACCAAUAAACAGUUUAAUGGUAUUGUAACCAGAAAUAUAUUUUUAGGUACAUGUAUAUAAAUGUCAACUUUCAUUUAACUCUUACCCUGAUAAAUUUCUUUAAUGAACUUGUCCAUCUUUCAGUUUGGGCAGUACCAUAAACUGUUAAAAGGGGUGCUUACCAAAUAUUUCAGGCUGGUCAUGAUCUACACUGGUCGCAAAGGCAGAAUCCAUCGUGUCCAGCAUGAGAUUCCACUGUGGGCUUCGUGAAGACCUAACAUUUCCAGCAAAAAGACCAUGUAUGGCACAUUUAAGGGCACAACACAGCGGAAUUUCGAAGAUGAUGGCAUGGUUAUUGGAAGAAAAUAAAAUCUGGAAAGAAGAUCCCUCGGAAGCACCGAGAACAAGGCAAACAGUGAAAAUUGCAGGCUCGGUUAGAUUGAGUCUGUUCACGGGCAUUAAUGGAAAAUGCAACACUGCCCACGCCCCCGAGCACUGGCUUAAGCAGUAUUCAAUCUUCAAAUCUAAAUGAAUAGAAAUCAAUGAUCUCAAAGGGCCAGAAAAUAUAACAACACUGAGAAUGAAGUCGGGGCGACUUUUUACGGCCGCCACAAAUCACUUAACACCCGAUGUUGUGAAGUAAAUAAAAUCUGGAAAGAAGAUCCUUCGGAAGCACCGAGAAACCCCACAAAUAUUGCAGCCAAACAAUCCAGGGACCCUGACAUUGCUCCUAUUCUCCAGGCUAAAGAAGAAAAUCAAAGGCCUGACCGUGAAGAGAUGGAGUAUGGUUGACAGACAUUUUUGGAUUUUAUGGGAUGAGCUUUGCCUUAAGGAUGGAGUCUUGUGUAAAUCUUUCCGAUACAAAAUGGAACUGGUGACUACACAUAGUUGGUAGCUCUAAAGGAGCUGCACUCGGAUAUUCUGUGCCUCAUGAAUAGUAGUGUUUUACCGGGUCACCUAGGUGUUAAGAAAACUAAGGAGAAAGUCUCACAGCUGUAUUACUGGUUCAAUAUGAAGGAGUCCAUUAAAUGGUACAUAAAGAAAUGUAAUGUCUUUGCCGCUGAUAAAGUACUCAUUAAAACACCAAAGGCCCCAAUGGGUCAUCUUCGUGCUGGUGCACCCUGGGAUACCCUCGCCCUAGAUUACUCGAACAUCACGUGGCAACAGGUACAUAUUGGUUAAGUGACCAUUUUACUAAGUAUGUUGAGAUUUUUGCAGGGCUAAACUAACAAGCAGAAGACUGCGCUCUAGAAUUAUCAAUGAUUUUAUCGCUAGGUUGGGUACACCUCUGAAAAUCCAUACUGAUCAAGGCCCAACCUUUGACAGCAAAGUGUUCCGGGAAAUGUGCAAUUUAUUACAAGUAAAGAAGACGAGAACAAGCCCAAGGAAACCGGCCUGUAAUGGCCAGACGGAAAGGUACAACCGUACAUUGCUGAAGACGAUACGUGCAUACCUGGCUGAGGAACAGUAAUACUGGGAUUUGUUCCUAAGUUGCCUUGCAGAAACAUACCUUUGGACUCCAAAUGAGUCCCCUCACGGCAUGUACCCCCGAAGGCCAUGUACCUCCCUAUUUUGAUUAUGUAGAGAGCAUAAGAGAGCGCAUGCUGCACGCCCCCACGAGGCAAGAAAGUAUCUAAAAACAGUGCGAAUCGAAGCAAAGAAAUAUGUGAUACAAAAGUUGUAUUUCAUAAUUAUAAACCAGGUGAUUUCAUCUGGUGUGCAUGAAACCAGGAAAGUUGGCGUCACUCCUAAACUUGAGAAACGGAAUAACGGUCAGUUUAUUGUUAUAAAGACAGUUUCCCCAGUGAAUUUUGUAAUUCAAACUGACAAGUAUGGGUCGUCAAAAGUGAUGCACCAUAACAAGCUGAAACCUUACGAAGGAGACAGUCAUCCUAAAUAGGCACUCAGUUUGUCUAAAAAAACGUAAGAAGAAGAAACGUAAGGUGAUAUCACUAAACUAUCCAGUUAGACUAGCGCUUUCAUCUGGGGAAACAUCAAUCUUACAACAACCCCUAACAAAGAUAUCUGCAGAUAGGCCAUGUUUUGUAUCUGUAUCUUAAGUAUUAGGAACGGGAGAUCAGAAAUCCUUGGUUGGACCAGUGUUGAGAUUUGUGGUUUUAGAUAAAGUAGAAGAUACACUGACACAUGUUUCAAUAGCUACAGCAAUUUCACGAGUGUUGAAGGUAUCGUUCGAAUUCCCAGUAAUGAGCCGCUGUGUAAUGGCCAUAUCUACGUAGUUGCAAAUGAUAAAAGAGUUUCUGAUCCCAAGAGCUGAACAGGUUUCCACAUCUAAUGUAUUACCGAAGUUCAUUUGCCAACAUGGUAUUUGUGUCGGCAGUGAAACCAGUAAUAACAUCUGAAUAAAACAUGCUUCCAUCCGCUGGGUUAUUAACUUAUGAAUAACGGAUCCACAUUUACCUAAGUAUGUAUCGGGAGCAAUGGAAAUGCUGGCGAUAUUGUCAAUGAUACACAGCUAAUGCAAUGUUUGCAUCUCAAAAGCUGCUAAUAUUAAUACAGAUGGCAACAUUGAUAUCUACUUCCAUCCACGAUGAUGUUAACAAAGACGGAGCCACACGAAGUCUUUCCCGUAAUAUAAUCAAUAAGAGUUGAUUACCAACACAAACCAAAGGAAUACCAAUAUGAAUAAAGUGGAACUGUGAAAAUUUUUUUUGAUGUUAUGUAAUAAAUCACUUAUUACGCUUUGCAAUUGAGUUUGCCCUUUACAGAUAUAAUGUCUCAUCGAAAAGCCAAUAGUCAGUUACUGUACUCACCUGUCACAUUUACAUUUAUCUCGAUAUAAAUUCUGACUCCGCCCUUCAGUUAAACAGCCUAGUGAAUACGUUAUAGAGCCAUCUUAUGUAACCAUGCCGCGAGGUAAAAAGUACAGCAGUGAUGUUAGUCAAAUAACUGUGAAUAAGAUUAAAGAUAGAUAGAAUGGAUACGUUUUAGUCAAAGUAAUUUGACGCGAUCUUUUCAUAUGGGCAAUAUCCCCACUCGCGUCAUCAAAAAAUAGUUGAAGCAAUUUCCCAUGAAAUUUUCUUCGCUGCCGACGCGUUACAUGCUAUAGGUAUAAAUGUCGAUUAUAUCACGAAUUGGCCAUAAAUUCAAAUAAAACUUGUAUCGAAAGGGGAUUCAAUUCCUCAUUGAUUUAUGUAAAAAUUAUCAAAUAAUAUGUAAAAUUAUGAUUUUUUCUGGGGACUUAAACCUAUGUAUGUACUGUACACGAUUAACGUUUACCGUGUGUACUCACCAUGCGCAAGCGAUAAAACUGUGAUUUAUCUUGCAUUAUUUUGGUCCUUCAAAGUUUUCACGUUUAGAUUGCCCGUCACAAAUAUAAAACAAGCUGAACGUCGGAUUAUUUUGACUAGCGCCAAACAUAAAAAAAACACAUGUUUAUAUUAAGUGAUUGCAACAUUAGAACGGUUUGGUCGCGACGAUUAGUGUCCUUUUACCUUUGACCUGACUUGAUGACCUAUACCUUUAACCUACCGAACCGGUUCCUGUAUUCCUAUUCUUAGAAAACGAUGAAAAUUCCUCGGUGUGAUGUCAACAUAAGUGUUCUCAUCGUCUAGAAACGUGUAACGUUUCACGAAAUCUAACUUAUUCAGUUGCGGAACUUCUUCGCGCAGAUAGUCCAGAAAAAAACACCAAAAAUUCAUUUCAUAUAAUUUAGAAUACGCGCAAUCAAUUAAGCUACAUCUCUGCGACCCAUGAUAUUGAAAAUGGAUUUUAAUAUCUACGAUAUCACUUUGACCUUUCAAGUCCCAGUAUAAUAUCGAUUUGAAUUAUUCGGAAAGGGCAAACUCAGUUGCAAAGCGUAUUAUUGAAUGGCUAGCCAGUCACUGAUCAAAAUUAUUAGCCCUCGGUUUGCAGACCUCGGACAACAGUUUUGGCUGUUGUUGUACACGCCAGUCAAUAAAUGUAUACUAUUGCCCGAGGUCCAUAGGCAAGUCAUUCAAUAAGUGUUUUAUAACAUGACAUUAGAAAUUAUUUCUUAUUAGUAAAAUUGCUAUGUAAAAGGUAAUAUGUUAAACACCAGAACGAUGUUCUAAUAGCUACCCUAUCAAGAAUUAUUGUGUUUUAUAUUUGUGACAUUUUCAUCCUAAUUUGAUACUGUAUUUUUGUUAUACUUCAAUGUAUAAUCCUUUUUAGAUACAACAUGGUGUCAGAUUUUAUGUUGUAUCACGUGCCAGACAUUACCGGGCUGAUUGACCAGUGCUAACAGGACAUGGAAUGAAUAACGUAGAAACGGGUGUCCAGUUGUUUUUUUUUUUAAAUCGUUGGAUCUGGAAGUGGAGAACAUGAUGAACGAAUCGUUGAACAUGAUGAUGGACCAGUCUUAGGAAAUUAUGAUGAAUCAAUUAAAGGACAAUAAAUACUUUUUAAAUGCUGACAAAACUAAAAUGCCUCAACACUUUUAUUAUGGAGAUCGACGCUCUCAGAUUAUUCUCACACGACUUCGAACGAAAUGUAGUUUAUUAAAUCAGCAUCUGUUUCAUAAGAACAUUGUUAUUUCUCCACUUUGUAGUUGUGGUCUAAUCGAGGACAAUCAUUAUUUCUUGUUUGUCUGCGUUAUAACCAACAAAGAGCAGAACUCUUCGACACUUUGUCCCCUAUUUCUUCUGUCGAUCUUCGUACUAUACUUAAUGGAGACGUCUCGAAAGACUUUCAAACUAAUGUAAUGAUACUUAAUGCAGUGUUUAGGUUUAUUGAUCGUAGCGAUCGUUUUCGUUAGGUACAUUCUUCCUCAGCUGGACUAGUAUUAAACUUCAUUGUUUUGGCUUCUAAAAAGGCUCAUUUUUAAUCCAAAUGACAUCCAAAUAGCUGUAAAAAGCGAGAGCAAUGGUCACCCCCGUGAUAAAAUCAAUAAGAGUUGAUUUACCUUUUGACACAAUGCAAAUGAAUACCAAUAUCAAUAAAGUUAACAGUAAUAAUGCCUGUGCAGUCAGACCUUCUUAAGUGUCAUCAACGAUCGCAGUACCUCCCUUGCUGAUAUCUACCGCUAGAGCAAAAACCACGCAUAUGGUAAUGUCAUUGCUGUUAGUCACUGACGUCCGCAGCAAUUAAAGAUAUAUCAUAUGUAGCAGUACUGUCAAGAACGGAUGUGUCGCCAACGUCAAAAACGGAUGUAUCGCUACUAUAAAUAAAAGAUGUGCAUAUACCACCAGAAAUACAUGACCGCUAAACUUUCAACUUGCUUUGUGGUUUUUGACAAACAACCUUCGAUAAUACUUGAACUGUCUGUACUGAAGUAUUUUAAAUAUUAUCCAGCCUGAGACCCGCCAUGUGUGACUGAGGUAAAACGGUAGCCGUCGACAGCAGAAGAAAUUUGACGGAUACAACCAGCAGACCUUUCGAACAUGUGUCAAAUUAAGGAAGCAUAGUUCCGAGGCAUGCACAUUACACUGAAACUUAAAGACGAGUCUCAUCAAGAGCAUCUGAUGAAAUAUUGUGCAGAAAAGUAAGAUGUCAAAGAAGUUUUUCUACUGUGAUAUAAAAAUACGAUAUUUA
This is a messenger RNA of Mercenaria mercenaria, 12758 nucleotides long. RefSeq lists its product as uncharacterized. Lineage: Eukaryota; Metazoa; Mollusca; Bivalvia; Venerida; Veneridae. The transcript has 3 exons. Bases 2015 to 3154 code for a protein of 379 amino acids. The record is from RefSeq and is a predicted model, not a curated record.